This is a messenger RNA of Gasterosteus aculeatus aculeatus (three-spined stickleback), 2084 nucleotides long. RefSeq names its product dual specificity calcium/calmodulin-dependent 3',5'-cyclic nucleotide phosphodiesterase 1B. Lineage: Eukaryota; Metazoa; Chordata; Actinopteri; Perciformes; Gasterosteidae. Gene Ontology annotation, molecular function: 3',5'-cyclic-nucleotide phosphodiesterase activity. Gene Ontology annotation, biological process: signal transduction. The record is from RefSeq and is a predicted model, not a curated record.
UCUGUCUCAGGACGCACAAGUUUGCGUUGGUGGUUUAGAGAACUUUUAAGCUUAGAGCCUCUCUGCAAAAUUCUUUCCUUUUUUUUUCUCCUUUUUUUUUUUGUUUUCGUUCUUCGUUGAACUCUGGGGUCCAUAAGGGCACAGCUUGAGUGUGGAAUGGCUGAACUGGUGCGAAUUCGUAAGAAACGCCUGCAGAUCCCCAUCUCUAGGCUGAGGAGCAUGAUCAAGCAGCUGGAGGAGAAAGAUGUUGACUUUGAAGAAAUCAAAAAGAAUCUGGAUUUCACAGCGUCGUUACUGGAAGCGGUUUACCUGGAUGGAACAAGGCAGUGUCUGGAGUCCGAGGACGACCUCCAGCAGCUGCAGUCAGACGGCGUGCCGUCAGAGGUCACCGAUUGGCUGGCUUCCACCUUCACCCAGAGGGUUCGCCGGCCUCUACGACGCCCAGACGAGAAGCCCAAGUUCCGCAGCAUUGUGCACGCAGUGCAGGCUGGGAUAUUUGUUGAGAGGAUGUUCAAGAGGGCUUACACAGCCGCCAUGCCAGACGAACCUGCUGCGGUCGUAAACUGCCUCAGGGACGUCGACCGCUGGAGCUUCGACGUGUUUGCUCUGAAUUCCGCCUGCUCUGAUCAUGCCCUGCGGACUCUGUUCUUUGAGUUGAUCACCAGAUAUGGGCUCAACAGCCGUUUUAAGAUCCCCAUAUCGUGCCUGACAGAAUUCCUGUCGGCAUUGGAGAGAGGAUACAGCAAACACAACAACCCGUACCACAGCCACGUCCAUGCUGCCGAUGUCACUCAGACGCUGCACUGCCUGCUUCUGCGCUCCGGACUCGUGCACUGGCUGACAGAGCUUGAGGUGAUGGCGUCACUAUUUGCUGCGGCCAUCCAUGACUAUGAACACACAGGGACCACAAACAGCUUCCUCAUCCACACAAAGUCUGAGUUUGCAUUGAUCUACAACGAUCGGUCGGUACAGGAAAGCCACCACCUCAGUGCGGCGUUCCACCUGCUGCAGGACGACCAGAUGAACAUCUUCACCAAUUUGACAAGAGAGGAAUGGAUGGAGCUGCGCUCUCUUGUUAUAGAGAUGGUGCUGUCCACAGACAUGUCCUCCCACUUACUGCAAGUCAAAGGGAUGAAAUCCUGUCUACAACAACAAGAACGGAUUGACAAGCCAAAGGCGCUGUCUCUGCUGCUCCACACGGCUGACAUAAGCCAUCCAUCCAAGCCCUGGGCACUGCACUCUCGCUGGACCACAGCCCUGAUGGAGGAGUUUUUCAGGCAGGGUGAUAGAGAGGCAGAACUCGGCCUUCCCUUCUCUCCUCUGUGUGACCGAAAAAGCACCUUGGUAGCCGAGUCUCAGAUCGGUUUCAUCGACUUCAUUGUGUACCCUACAUUCUCUCUGCUGACGGACAUGGCUGAAAAAGUGGUUAUACCUUUGGUGGAGGAGAACCCAGGUCCACCAGACCCCUGUAACAGACACAGUAAUCUGUGGAAGGAGAGCUCCAGGGGUCUCCAGUGGAGUCUCGCUCACAUCACAGCGGAGCUGGUGAGCUUCCGCUCCACCUGGACACGACACACCGAAGACAACAAGCUCAAAUGGAAGGAGGGGGGCUCCAACGGAUUUUCAGAUCCCAGUGUGACAAUAGAGCAGACAUCCAGUCAAGAGGAGCUGUUAGAAAAAUCUCUCCAAGACCCCACUGCACAUUCCAAACAGUAGCCAGAAGUUUAACUAUCAAGUGCUUCAGAGAAACAAGACUCUCUUCAAACUGGUCUUAAUGCUGAGUCACAGUUUGUAAAGAAACCACAAUGCCUUCUCAUGCGGGGAUUUUGGUAGCUGUGAGGGAGGGUGGUUUAAUGUUAAAUUCAUCUUCCCAAGGUAAGAUGUACAUUCACAGAAAUGUCUGUGUGUCUUAUUUUAAGGGUAGUAUACUCUUAUAAUUUAAAUGCAGUGUACAUGCUGGCCAUGUUAUUCUGCAUUGUGCAUGUUGUUAAUUUAAUUUACCACCUAAACACUUUACAUUUAAUAGUUUUAGCUAAACACAAUUCAUUUAUUCUAUAAAACAAUAAACGUUAAAAAAAUGUAAA